CCCUUCGACUGCUCCCGCCGCCACCCUUUUCCCUCCCGAUCCCCUCCGCUGCCGCUGCCACGAGCUCCCGCCGUCAAGAUCCACCUCCUCCAUUCCCCGCCCCGGGCUCUGCCUCCCACCCCCCCUAGCGCCACCACCUCCAAUCCCUAGCGCCGGCGGCGGCCGUUCUUCCGGCGACAUCACUGGACAGCGGCGAGAAUGAAUAGACAGAUAGAGGUAACAAAUUGAUCAUUCCUCUGGCCAAACUUCCAUCUUACUCCAAGCCCACCUCCAGAAUGGCAGAGCAAUGCAAGAUUUCUGCUGCCAUGGUAUCUGAGGAAAGGUCAUUUGCGCGGUCAUAUGUGCUCAAGGUAGAUGGAUACUCCAGAGCCAAGGCGUUUCUCGAGACCGGCAAGUGCCUUACCUCUGACCCUUUCAGUGUUGGAGGGCACGACUGGACCGUGUUAUGUUACCCAAACGGUGACAAUAGGAAUCAUGCCUAUUACAUAUCCAUUUUUCUACGUCUUGAAUCUGCUGAUGCUGGAGAUGUGAAGGCGAAAUUCACGCUCAGUCUACUUGACAAGAAUGGACAACCGGUGCCUUCAUACAGCCGUGCCUCCCCUGUGCUAACCUUCUCAAAGAAAGAUUCAUGCUUGGGCUACCCUGACUUCUUCAACAAGGCUGAUCUGGAGCGAUCGGCACAUCUAAGAGACGACUGUAUCACCAUCAGGUGCGAUGUCACCGUCAUCCAUGGGGAAGAAACAAGGAUUCCUCCAAGCGACCUGCACCAGCACUUCGGUGACCUCCUCGAGAAUAAGGACGCAGCAGACCUAAUCUUUCAAGUCGGUGCACAGAGUUUCUCAGCCCACAGGUGUGUCCUCGCUGCUCGGUCAUCCGUCUUCAAGGCGGAGCUCCUUGGCACUAUGAAGGAGAGUUCUGCAGCUAAUCCUAUUGAAAUCUAUGACGUGGAAGCUGAUGUUUUCAAGUCCUUGCUUCACUUCAUAUACACUGACUCCGUUCCUCCAGUGCUUGAUGUGGGGAUGGCCAGCCAUCUACUCGUGGCUGCUGACAGGUACAACAUCGGCAGGCUGAAGCUGAUAUGCGAGGAGAAAUUGUGCACUCACAUCGAUUCCAACAUGGUGGCCACCAGUUUAGCUUUAGCAGAGCAGCAUGGUUUCCAUCGUCUCAAAGAGGCUUGUUUGCAAUUCCUUGCUUCUCCUUCCAAUUUCAAAGCUAUGAUGGCAAGCGACGGUUUUGAGCAUCUGACAUCCAGCUGCCCACAUGUUCUCAAGGAGCUUGUAGCUAGAAUCCUUCCGGCUGAAUGGGGGGUGGCAAAGGACGUUGUCAUGACAAUGUGGAAGUAGUGCCUAGAGACCAAUUUAUUAUCAUAUAUAUGUCAUCCGUGUUUAGUACUUAUGGUUAUGCUACUAAUCUGUUUAUGCAUGAAUGUUGUGGAACAAAAAUGCUGCUAUCGAUCACUUUUUUCUUGCUAGAAAGAGAGUCUUGUUUUAAUGGUUAUGCAACUUCUCCAUGUAUGGUUGGAUGGAUCGGGGAGAGUAGUAUCAUUCAUUCAA
Aegilops tauschii subsp. strangulata is the source of this 1553-nucleotide messenger RNA. Its product is annotated as BTB/POZ and MATH domain-containing protein 3-like. Gene Ontology annotation, molecular function: protein binding. NCBI's taxonomy places the organism in Eukaryota, Viridiplantae, Streptophyta, Magnoliopsida, Poales, Poaceae. The record is from RefSeq and is a predicted model, not a curated record. Gene Ontology annotation, biological process: protein ubiquitination.